AUGUCAACACUUGAAAAAGAUGAAUUUAUUAGUUUGAUAGAUUUUUAUAAUGAUGAUUUGGCAGAUAACAAUAAAGAUAUUUUGAUAUCUGAGUUAAAACUUUGGCAACGUAAAAUACUUGCAUUAGAUAAACAACCUACAAAUGCUAUGGAUGCUUUAAUUAUCUGCAAUGACAUGUAUCCAAAUAUAUACAAAUUACUACAAAUUUUAGCAACACUACCUGUUUCAACAGCUUCAUCCGAAAGGUCUUUUUCGUCAUUGAAGAGAAUUAAAACGUACCUAAAGAAUACAAUGUCAGAGAAAAGAUUAAAUGGAUUGGCAAUGCUGUCCAUUCAUCGUUCAAUAUCAGUGGAUGCAAAGGAAGUGUUGGACGAAUUAUCUACAAACAAACGACGGGUGGAUUUUAUUUUAUGA
Molecule: messenger RNA, 414 nt
Organism: Sipha flava (yellow sugarcane aphid)
Lineage: Eukaryota; Metazoa; Arthropoda; Insecta; Hemiptera; Aphididae
Product: 52 kDa repressor of the inhibitor of the protein kinase-like
Exons: 2
Coding region: 1-414 (137 amino acids)
Molecular function (GO): protein dimerization activity
Source: RefSeq, a predicted model, not a curated record